Messenger RNA from Macrosiphum euphorbiae (potato aphid), 390 nucleotides. NCBI's taxonomy places the organism in Eukaryota, Metazoa, Arthropoda, Insecta, Hemiptera, Aphididae. The record is from the annotation of a GenBank genome assembly.
AUGUCAACCAAAACACCAAAACGGUCCUUUUCAGGACCAGCCCUCAUAACGACUUCAAUAAAUAUCGAAGGAUUCUCAAACAAUAUAAGCGACAUCUUACAAGAACUACGCCAAAAAAAUACAUGCGACGUCAUAUGCGUUCAAGAAACACACCGAGACAAGGAAAAUAUCCGUCCGAAGAUAAAGGGAAUGAAGUUGGCAAUAGAGAGACCACAUAAGAAAUACGGCAGUACGAUAUUUGUAAGAGAUAAUCUAAAGAUCCUCUCAACAAGUCAUACAGAAACCAACGACAUAGAAAUCCUCACAAUAGAACUUACAAACUGCACUGUCACAUCAGUAUACAAACCGCCCAAUAUCCCAUUUAAAUUUACAAAGCCAACACAUUUUUAA